AUCAGUGAGGAAGUUGGCAGCAACGAGGGAUGAAAAAAGACGGGUAGAGAGAAAAAGAGAGAGAGAGAGAGAAUGAGAGGGAUGGUCCGGCGCCGGCUGCGGGCUGUUUUUUCCCCCUUCCUUUUUUUCUCCAGUUGGCUUCUAUUCAAAUUUGGGUCAGGGGUGAGAUCUCGACGUCACAAGCUUGCAAGAUGGCGCUGGGAAGGCUGUGAGAUGAGAGGGUGGUAAACCGAGAAAGCGCUUACAGAUGUAUUAAGGUGGCACAGGUGUGAGAAGAGGUGGAAAUGGAACUGCCAAAUCAUGCCAAACAAUUGCUGCUGCAGCUAAAUCAGCAAAGAGCCAAAGGGUUUCUCUGUGAUGUCAUCAUAGUGGUAGAAAAUGCACUUUUUCGAGCCCACAAAAAUAUCCUGGCAGCCAGCAGUAUCUACUUCAAAUCCCUGGUUCUUCAUGAUAAUUUAAUCAACUUGGACACUGACAUGGUAAACCCAUCCGUUUUUCGGCAGAUUUUGGACUUUAUUUACACUGGCAAGCUCUUAUCAGCAGACCAGGCAAGUGAACAGAACUUCAAUGCCCUUCUUACGGCAGCUAGCUACCUCCAACUCCAUGAUCUGGCUGCUCUCUGCAGAAAAAAAAUAAAGCGCAAUGGCAAACCCUUGCCAACCAAACAUAACACCCAACAUCCUGGGAGACCUCAUCGAAACCAGAGACUAUCCUCGACACCUGUCAUCCAAAAUCGAUAUUCAGGGUCAAAAGACAUUGAGAAGAAGCAGAUUACUGAAGAGCUUUUCAAAGACAGACUCUCUGAUGAUGAGGUCUAUGUCACUGGUUCUAACCAAGAAGGCUUGAGCUCCCUGCAUGGAGUAACCAGUAAGCAUGGAAGCAAUGGUAACAUCAGUAGUGUUGGAGAUCAAGGACUUGGCCUUGACUUGUCAAAAAAGAGUCCAUCUGUCUCUGUAACCCAUGAAGAGGUCAGUCCCAAUGAAAACCAACAGGAAUCCCCCCAAUCUGCCUCAGCAUCCUCAGCCAACAGUGCCUCUUUUGAAGACUCCACUGCUAACCCUCAAAGUGUAGAAGGUGGAGACUCCAUGGAAAUAGAUGGGGGAGAUGAGAACCAGUCUUUACCUGACACAGGACAGCGUAAAAGCUUGCAUCACUUAGCCAUGAAGAAAGAAUGGCCAAAGAAGGAAAAUGCAUAUGAGAACAGCAAAGGUGAUGAGGAGGGUACCAUCCCAAAUGGUGUGAUUGUUGGCCCCAAGCUGACUGAUAAAUCCAACUGUGGCUAUAGCUCUGAGCAUUCCUUUCAGUGCAAGGAAGAUGAUGUGGAGAAUGGAAAGGACAUUAGUGAUGAGAGUGGACAUAGCGAGUCUGAAAGUGGGCACACAAGUGCCAAUUAUGUGUACCGGCAGGAGGGAUUUGAGCCUGUUGCUUAUGGUGACAACCUUUAUGUUUGUAUCCCAUGUGGUAAAGGCUUUCCCAGUUCGGAGCAGCUUAAUGCACAUGUUGAAACUCACACGGAGGAAGAGCUUUACAUCAAGGAAGAAGAUUCCUAUAUCAAAGACGAAGCUGAAGACCUUUCCACCCAAAACCCAUCAUUUGGUAAUGAGCCCAGACCGUUCAAAUGUUCGGUGUGUGAAAAGAGCUACAAAGAUCCGGCCACGCUGCGUCAGCACGAAAAAACCCACUGGUUGACACGACCCUUCCCCUGCAACAUCUGUGGUAAAAUGUUCACCCAGCGUGGCACCAUGACACGGCACAUGAGAAGCCAUCUGGGCUUGAAACCUUUUGCCUGCGAAGAGUGUGGCAUGCGCUUCACCAGGCAGUACCGACUGACCGAGCACAUGCGAGUUCACUCAGGUGAAAAACCAUAUGAAUGUCAACUUUGUGGUGGGAAAUUCACCCAGCAGCGCAACUUGAUCAGUCAUCUACGGAUGCAUACCUCUCCAUCAUAAGCCAAAGACUUUAAAAGCGAUUUAUUUUCUUCUUCUCCCUUCUUUCUUUUCCCUCCCUUUUCUAAGACUUUUCUCUCUAACAUCUGCAGUGGGCAAAAAAAAAAAACCAAACCCUUCCUCUGUAGAUGUUUGUGAAGGUCAUGUUGCUUGACAAAGAACUUUAGGUAUGCUUAAAUGACUCCUGAUCCAUGUUUUAGUACAUGCUGUGAAAGCUAUAUAGGUUCUGAAAUUGCAUCACGGCCACUUUGGAUGUACAAUUUUGGUCAUAACUCCUCCCCCAAUUCAGUAUCGCCAAUCAGUCACAAUUCUUCAGCGGUUCGUGUCUCCAAUGUUGUUGUGGUUGUUGGCUGUUCAACAUGAAGGCCAUCUCUGUAACCCCUUGGAAAACUGUUAAUCAUACCCAUCCACCAUUCCGUGUCUUGGCAUGAGAGGUGUGAUUUACUUACUGGUCUAGGGUCAACUUAAUAGCAGAAGAUGGAUAUGAAUUAUGUUAAGGCCACAAAACCAAAGCCAGUCACUUUAUUUAUUUAUUUUUUUUUUGUUUAACUUGAAAUUGUAUAAAGAGUUAAUUUGGUCCAGAUAUUGCAGCUAAGAAAAUGCAUAUCCCCCAUUUAUUGUGUAGUGCAAUGAAUUCCCCUACACUUUAUGAAAGACAACAUGUCACAUCAAGACUCUCAUGUCCGAGCACUGCUCAGGGGUGGCAGGGAUGGCUUUUCAUGAGUGGGCAGAAUUUUUGUUCUUUUUUACACUUUUUUCAGUGGCUGAGGGGGAGGAAUAAUUCUUUAAUCUUGAGGUACUUUGUUUAUUAAAGGAAAGUUGUAAUGUUUAUUUGAAUGUUUAAACUGGAAGGUUUGGGGAUAUCCUUGGUUAGGGGUUGUUUGACACAGGCUGAACUUGUUCCAAUUUCUGUAGGUACUCUUUGGUGUACUUGGUGUUCCUCCCCUCACUUAAUAUCAAGCCGUGUUGUGAAUAUGGGCUUGAAACCUUGCUACCUCUUAACAGUACUUAAGAACAAUAAACCAUGACUGGUGGACAUCUUUG
Messenger RNA from Polypterus senegalus (gray bichir), 2990 nucleotides. It is a transcript of the gene hic2, whose product is annotated as hypermethylated in cancer 2. Gene Ontology annotation, cellular component: nucleus. The record is from RefSeq and is a predicted model, not a curated record. Gene Ontology annotation, biological process: regulation of transcription by RNA polymerase II. The transcript is spliced from 2 exons. The coding region runs from base 285 to 1949 and encodes 554 amino acids. Lineage: Eukaryota; Metazoa; Chordata; Cladistia; Polypteriformes; Polypteridae. Gene Ontology annotation, molecular function: RNA polymerase II cis-regulatory region sequence-specific DNA binding; DNA-binding transcription factor activity, RNA polymerase II-specific; protein binding.